AUGACGUUUGAUCCGAACCUCUCUGCUAGUUUUAGUUCCCUUGCCCUAUCUUCUAACCGCAAGAUCAUUGUGGGAGUCGAUUAUGGUACUACAUUUACAGGAGCCAGUUAUGUGAGCUCCAAAGCGUCCGGCUUGAGCGAUAUUAUACUCAUCAACACCUGGCCUGGCCCCUCUAAAAAUACCGAUGCCGUCUUCAAAGCACCGUCUCGCAUCGCAUAUGCCUCCGAUAAUCCACGUAUCUCUACACAGCGCUGGGGUUACCAGGUUGAGCCCGGGAUGGUAGCGUACUCGUGGACAAAGUUGCUGCUGGAUCAAGGCACACCAUUGUCCAAUUAUGACGAUUCGUCCCUUGAAAAUGCUUCUCAGGCCGGUAUACUGCGUGUUCCAGAGGGGAAGACUGCGGUCGAUGUCGUUUCUGACUAUCUGUCCGAGAUUUAUAAGCAUAUCUUGAAAGCAAUUGCCAAGCAAAUCACGGACCAAGAGCUGUAUAUCACCCCAAUAGAGUUCUGGUUCACUGUCCCGGCUAUUUGGUCAGACAAAGCUCGGGAUGCCACAAGAACUGCUGCUCGACGGGCGGGGUUUGGAGGUAGUCUUCUCCGGCCAAGCGAUAAGGUUUUCCUGAUCAGCGAGCCAGAAGCAGCGGCAAUCACAGCGCUAAAGAAAUAUACUACAAACAGUAUAGGAGGUUCUGUCAGGGUCGGAGAUGGGGUGCUUGUCUGCGACUGCGGUGGUGGUACUGUAUGCGGUUCCACAGCAGUGGACCGUAAUUUCUACAAGCUCAUGUCAGACAGGUUCGGCGAUGCAUUCAAUAAUUUGCCCAUGAGGCGGAAGAGCCCUGGAAGCGAGUUCAUGAAACAGUUUGAGACUAUCAAGAGGGAUUUUGGCAGCUCUGAUGAGUCGACCACAUUUGAGCUGCCUCUCAAUAUGACAGUCUCUGACCCAGAUCCAAAACACUUUGAUAAUGAAGAACGGAUGGUUAUUAUUUCAAGUGAUGAUCUGCACACCAUCUUUGAUCCUGUCAUAGAUAAGAUUACUAGUCUAGUGCGACAGCAAAUUGAAGAUGCCCGUGAAGAGACAGGCAAAGAUAUUAUCAAUAGAAUCAUUUUGGUAGGUGGAUUUGGCGACUCCGAAUACCUCCGCAAAUCUUUCCGGUCAUCCUUUGAGGUUCAAGACAAGAUUACUGUCACAAUUCCCGAUGCGCCACAAGCUGCUAUUGUACAAGGGGCUGCGCUGCGAGGGUUGGAAGGCCUCCGGUCCACCACCAAAAGGUGCCGUCGGCAUUACGGCUUCACCUACAGCAUCCCAUUCCGGGACGGGAUAGACGAUGAGGGCGACUCUUAUGUACACCCUUACAGUGGCACAAAAAUGGUCUCUGGCAUUAUGAAAUGGAUGGUUGCCAAGGGUGACAAGUACGAGGAGGAUUAUACAGACAGCAUAACUCUUCUUCGGCCCCAUACUGCAUCAUGGGGUAGAAAGAAGUCUAUAACUCUCUACGCAUGCGAUCAAACUAGCGCUCCUGAGCGGGUGAACUGCAAAGGUUUGUCUGCUGAGGUUUCCAAAUGUGCCGAUCGAUCUGACGAGGAAUCAGAUGUUUAUGAAGUAGGUGACAUAGUUGUAGACUUUACGGGUGUGGACUUGGAAAUAUUCGAUUCAAAAAUGAAAGAUGGCAGGCGAAUAUAUAGCCUGAGUUACGAUGUCAAGGUAAUCUUCGGCGCACAGGAGGGUGUUCUGAAAUUUGAGGCUGUUACUCAGGGGCAAACAAUUGGUCGGACGAGUAUCAACUUUAACACGAUCAAAUAUUAUUAA
Aspergillus alliaceus is the source of this 1806-nucleotide messenger RNA. RefSeq names its product Hsp70 family protein. The record is from RefSeq and is a predicted model, not a curated record. The coding region runs from base 1 to 1806 and encodes 601 amino acids. NCBI's taxonomy places the organism in Eukaryota, Fungi, Ascomycota, Eurotiomycetes, Eurotiales, Aspergillaceae. The transcript is spliced from 8 exons.